Messenger RNA from Striga asiatica, 2771 nucleotides. The record is from the annotation of a GenBank genome assembly. NCBI's taxonomy places the organism in Eukaryota, Viridiplantae, Streptophyta, Magnoliopsida, Lamiales, Orobanchaceae.
CUUAACGCUGUUCGUAAAAUUAGGGUUGCAGUCUGAAAUUUGGUAAUUUCAUCUGGAAAAAAGCUUAUAUCUGGACAAUGCCUCGUUACGAAGAUAGGUAUGGCAGCACUACUCGCCUUUAUGUUGGCCACUUGUCUUCCAGAACCCGUUCGCGGGAUUUGGAGCACAUUUUCAGUAGAUAUGGAAGGUUUUUGUGAGCCUUUCCCUUACAUGGUGGUCAAAUGGUCGGAGGGUGGACCUUCCUGACCUGAGGUGGUCCAUGGUGAGAUGGGUGGACCUGGUGGAUUUUCUUGCCGUUGUUAGAAAGAAGCCUUUGGCGAUUUUCUGUGUUGUCUUUGCAUGUUUUUUGUGGAAUUUGCAACAAACAAUCAAACUGGGUGUUUAGUUCCCGUCUUGAGGACCCCCAAGUUUCAUGCACUGCAGUUCGUUCGUAAGUAGUUUUGAUGGCCUUACCUGUUUGUGGCAAACCAUUUCCGCAGAGUACGUGACGUGGAUAUGAAGCGAGACUAUGCUUUUGUCGAAUUUAGCGAUCCACGUGAUGCUGAUGAUGCUCGGUACAGCUUGGAUGGGAGAGAUGUUGAUGGGCGUCGUAUUAUUGUUGAAUUUGCUAAGGGGUGGACGUGGAAGAAGUUACUCACGGUCACCUGUGAGGUCCCGCUCUCCUCACCGCCGUGGCCGCAGCAGGAGCCGCAGCUUCAGCAGGAGCAGAAGUUACAGGUAAACAAUAAAAUCCCUCAUCGGUCGAGGUCCCCAGCUGCCAGAAGAGGCCGUGAUGCUGAUUACAAGGAAAGGCGGCCAAGAAGCUCGCGUGAUGAUAGUCGUUCUCCAAAGAGGGGAACCUCUCCUUCCAAGAAGCUGAGCCCAUCUCCCGAUGGGCUGGGAGACAGAAGCCCAUCGCCUGGUGCGGCCCGAGUAGAGAAUGAGCGAGACAAGUACAGUGGAAGCCCAAAGGAGGGCAGUCAAAGCCCGCCAGCUGGCAGGAGGUAUGAAGAGAGCCCGCCUUAUGCUGCCAAUGGCCAGGAUCGUAGCAUGAGCCCAAGGGAGGACAGGAGCCCGGUUGAUGAUGAUGAUGAUAAUAACAAUAAUGCACCCAAUUCUCCUCCUCGAGGCAGCGAGUCUCCUUAGGUAUGUGACAUGAAUAAAAAAGUGCGGGCAUGUAAUGUAGUUUUGAAUCAAACUAUUUGGGGGUUAUUUUUUUUAUUUCUUGGUUUGAUGUUCUUUUCUUUUGUCCGCAACUUUAUCUACUGCCUGUUAUAAUUGCUUAGUGAACUUGAAAGUGGAAACUUUAAGACAUGUUUGGGGUUGCAAUGUGUUUUUAUUUGUGACUUAUGACUUAAGCUUGGUUAUUCAUCUUAGCCUAUAAUUGGUGGUUUUACUUUCGAGAUAUGGAGUUGAGAGAUUACUUAUUUCAUUAAACCUCCAAAAUGAGUACCAACUGAUUACUCAUUGGCAAGCCAAAACGGUCUGAGGUAUGACUUGAAAGGGGAGAAUAGAAUGGAUCCACUAGAGGCGAAAGGUAUGAUAUGACUUUAAAGGUGAACAUGUGAAAUUUAUGAGGUGCAUUUGGUUUCUUUUUACGAUAUGGCUUGAUUGGUGGUUCUUAAGUGUUGUUAAAUGAAACAAGUCGCUUGUAAGUUCGGUUCGGUUCGGUUCGGUUUGAUGCGUUAAGGCUCAAGUUUGGUUCAAACGAGCCGAGUUUGAGUUCGCUUAAAGCUCGUUUCAUUAACAAGUCGGGCUCGGUUUGGUUUGUUAAGUUUCAGUCUUGGCUCGUUAAAUUUCAAGAUCGGUAAUUAAAGGUCGAAUUUGACUCGUUAUUAUUGAUAAACGAGUCAAACUCGAGUUUGCUGAUUUGUUUACUUAACAAGUCGAAGUUUGACUUGAUAAGAACUAAGUUCGAGCACCAUGAGUUUGAGCUCGGCUUGACUCGUUUACAAUUCUAGUUUCUUAAUGGUUAACAUGUUGUCAUGAUGACUUAUGACUUGAUUGGUGGUUCGCAAUAGUUAGCAUGUUUUCAUGAUAUGGACUGAUCAUUGAUAAGUUCUCAGUUAACAAAAUAGAUGGGUUGUUUUUCAAUGGUUAAUAAAACAUAUUAAGAGGGGUUAUGGAUGGCUUGAUUUAGUGGUUAACAAAACAUCGUAAGGGAUGUGAUCAUGUUAAGGGAGGUUACUUUUGUAGUUUUCAAAUUAGUAAAAAUAUUGAAUACAAUUGUGUCGAGCCUAAAUUUAAGGAACGGUACUUCUGUUAUUUUCAAGAUAUUCCGCAAAAAACAUAAAGAAAUAUAGUGACAUUUUAUUCAAUUUCAAGCGUUAAAUGGUCGGUUAUCAACUUUUAAGAAUCUUAUUCUUCCAGCUCUCCUUUCUAUCUCUUCAAACCUCGCCCCAAUUCCCCCGAAACAGUAACCCCGCCCUUUUUCCCAAAUUUUCGCGCCGCGAGCCUCCUCUCCGGUGGCCCCUCGCCCUCAAUGAUUCCGACCAGCUUCUAAUUUGUCCUGGUCUGUCAUCAUAGAUCCGGCUACUCUUCGGCCUCUCUCUCCGCAACGUGGAUUUCGACCCAUCUGGUUUGCCAUGGCGGGAGUUCAAGAGCUGGAAGAUCCGGUUCUCAUGCAGCGGCAGCGAUGGACUGAACUUGGGCUCCUCCUUAUUCAACCUUUUUUGGUGUUGGGAAGGUCGUUUUUUCCGACGGCGACCAGGGUGGAGCCUUGGUGUUGGAGUGCGCGUGGGGGGCCGGGGUGUGGGCUGAGCGACUUCCCCUCGAUGGAUCUCGUUAGGAGG